UGAGAUGCCGAGCAUUCUGCUUCCUGUCUUGUUGCACGGCAACACUUAACAACACCACAACCACCGUCACAAAAUACAACGAACCUGGAGACGGACAGGAGAAAACACUGCGAUCAGUUCAAUUCAUCGUCUGGAAAUACAUCUGUAACCAUGAGUCAGCGACAGAUCAUUCAAGUUUUUGAACAGUACCAGAAAGCACGGAUGCAGUUUGUGCAAACUGUUGCUGACCUGGCAUCGAGACCACAGAACAUAGAAAUCCUUCAUAAUGCUGGUGUGAUGUCCAUGCUGCGUCCCCUGAUGUUGGAUGUGGUCCCCAGCAUCCAGCAGACAGCAGCACUAGCUCUGGGCCGCCUGGCAGACCACAGUGAUGACCUGGCUGAGGCCGUGGUGAAGGAAGACAUCCUGCCACAGUUGGUCCACUCUCUGUCCUUGCAGAAUAGGUUCUAUAAGAAGGCAGCAGCAUAUGUGCUGCGUGCAGUUGCCAAACACUCCCCUGAGCUGUCCCAGUCUGUGGUGGCCUCUGGUGGAGUUGAUGCCCUGGUCCUUUGCCUGGAGGAGUUUGACCCCGGGGUGAAGGAGGCCGCCGCCUGGGCUCUAGGCUACAUCGCACGACACAACGCCUUGCUGGCUCAGUCUGUCGUGGAUGCGGGUGCUGUGCCCCUGCUGGUGAUGUGUCUUCUGGAGCCUGAGCUGGCCCUCAAACGCAUCGCAGCUUCCACCCUCAGCGACAUCUCCAAACACACACCAGAACUGGCCCAGACUGUGGUGGACAAUGGUGCCAUCGCACACCUGGCACAGAUGAUCCUCAACCCAGACGCCAAACUCAAGAGGCAGGUGUUCUCAGCCCUCAGUCAGAUCAGUAAACACUCGGUCAGCCUGGCAGAGCUGGUGAUAGAGGCUGAGAUCUUCCCUGCAGCAGUGGCCUGCCUCAGAGAUCCAGAUGAGUAUGUCAAGAAGAAUGUCACCACCCUGAUGAGGGAGGUGGUACAACACACACCAGAGCUGUCCCAGGUGAUUGUGAACUGUGGCGGCAUGGCAGCAGUGAUCGACUAUCUGGGCAAUUGCAGUGGAAACCUGAGGCUGCCGGGGAUCAUGAUGCUGGGAUACGUGGCAGCUCACAGUGAGAACCUCGCUAUGGCUGUCAUUCUCUCCAAGGGGGUGCCACAGCUGGCCCUGUGUCUGUCUGAAGAGUCUGACCAUACCAUGAAGGCGGCCACAGUCUGGUCCAUCGGCCAGAUAGGUCAUCACACCCCUGAGCACGCCAGGGCAGUGGCCACAGCGAACCUGCUGCCCAAACUGCUGGAACUCUACAUGGACGCCAGCAGCUCAGAGGACCUGCAGGCUAAAUGUAAGAAGGCUCUGAAGAGUAUCCUGCAGAAGUGCACCUACCUGCCAGGUCUGGAGCCGCUCCUCUACGACGCUCCAAGCAACAUCCUCAAACAUGUAGUGUGCCAGUUCAGCAAGGUGCUGCCUCAUGACAGUAAGGCUCGCCGUCUGUUCGUGACCAGCGGGGGACUGAAAAAAGUGCAAGAGAUCCAAGCUGAGCCUGGCUCCCCUCUACAGGAGCACAUCAAUGCUAUCAACAGCUGUUUCCCUGAAGAGAUAGUCAGGUAUUACUCCCCUGGCUACUCUGAGGUCUUGUUGGAGCGGUUAGAGAACUACCAGCCGGCCUAACGUCACUUCACCCUGUUCAAACAUUACCAUGUAGCUGUACCAUUCAUAUGCCUUCAGAGUAAAUUUAAGCUGUUUUAUCAAAAA
Messenger RNA from Larimichthys crocea (large yellow croaker), 1758 nucleotides. It is a transcript of the gene spag6, whose product is annotated as sperm associated antigen 6. The coding region runs from base 151 to 1674 and encodes 507 amino acids. The record is from RefSeq and is a predicted model, not a curated record. The transcript has 11 exons. NCBI's taxonomy places the organism in Eukaryota, Metazoa, Chordata, Actinopteri, Sciaenidae. Gene Ontology annotation, molecular function: microtubule binding. Gene Ontology annotation, biological process: sperm axoneme assembly; epithelial cilium movement involved in extracellular fluid movement; neuron projection extension. Gene Ontology annotation, cellular component: microtubule cytoskeleton; axoneme; sperm principal piece.